AUGCAGACUAUGGAAUUGUUCGAUUAUUUAAAUGAAUCUGAUGAUUCAGAACCUUUAAAGAAAAAGAUCAGUGAAUAUGGGCUAGCUGCCAUCAGCAGCAAUUUAGACCAGCCCAAUAUCCUUUACAACCACGACAUAUACAAUGACACAAACAAUAUCAUAACAAAUAACAUCAAUGGUAUCACCAACGAUAUGAAUAUUAACAACACCAUAGUCUCAAAAAAUACACAGGUUAUUAAAGAUAACUACGAUCUAAUUAAUAAUAACAAAUCAACUUUCUACUCGAAUUCAAACUCGAACUCAAACAUGAAUAACGAUAUAAUGGAUAAUGAGUAUCUAAUAAAUAAUCACACAAAUAUAACAAAAUCAACAACUAUAACAAAUUCCAACUACAAUCAUAAUAAUAACAACAAUCAUAACAACAAUAACAACAACAACAAUAAUAAUAGCAAUAGUAAUAAUAAUAGCAAUAGUAAUAAUAAUAUCAAUAGUAAUAAUAAUAUCAAUAACAUUAAUAAUAAUGCCAUUAUAAAUUCUCUGCAGAGCUCAAGUAAAAACAUCCUCAAAAAUAAUGACUUUAACAAUAACCUAAACAAAUCUUUCAAUCAACCAAAUAGUAGUUAUAACGAAAAUUUUUAUACUCCAAAUUCAAAUCCAAUCUCCAAUACAAAUGUAUUACCAAACUCUCAAUUUAAAUCAAGCUUUACUUCAAAUUUUAAUUCAAAUAUUUAUUCAAAUUUUAAAGAUGAAAAUAUAUUAUACAACAACAACAACAACAACAACAACAACAGUAACAACAAUAAAACUAUCAAUAAUAAAAUACAGAAUUAUGAUAAAUCUCAAGAUAACGAUAUACUAAUGACCCCAAUAAACAACAUUAAACCUCAUAUCAUCUAUAAUGAUAAUAACCAAUUUGAUAAUUCAAUCGAUAACAAUAUCAAUAAUAAUAAUAUUAAUAUUAAUAAUAAUAUUAAUAUUAAUAAAAAUACCAAUAAUAUCAAUAAAAAUCUUAACAUCAAUAUUAUUAAAAAUAAUAAAAACAUCAACGCUAAAAUUAGCACUAACAUUUUACUGGCAAAACUAUCACAAACUCCUCCUUUAAAUCAAAUAAAAUCUGUCAACUUCAAAACUUUUUCAAAUCAAAAACUAAAAGAAAGAGGUCCGAUUUCACACUUAAAAACUCCUUUAAGAUCCAAUUUAAAAUCUUCUUUACGAUCUAAUCUAAAAUCUUCAAGCUCAAUUCUAAAUCCAAUUAAAAUUUCCCUUUCAAAAUCUCAAUCUCAAUCUCAAUCUCAAUCUCAAUCUCAAAUUCAAUCUCAAAUUCAAUCACAAACAGAUCCUCAACUUCAACCCCAACCACAAGUACAUCUUCAACCCCAACUAGAACCUCAACCUCAAUCUCAACCACAAUUUUCAAUUUCAAAUCUUCAACAACAAGUCCACAAUCAACUAAACUCUUCUUUGAGAGAUACAAUUGAAGUCAAUAACAACUCUUAUGAAAUUAUUGGAAAAAUCGGUAAAGGAGGUUCAUCAGUAGUCUAUAAAGUCAAAUCUCAAACAAAAAAAAUUUAUGCUAUAAAAAAAGUAUUCUUUGAUCAAGUCGAUGAAACUGUCGUUAAAGGUUUUAAAGGUGAAAUCGACUUGUUAUUAAAAUUAAGAAAUCAAAAUAGAGUUGUAAAAUUAAUCGACUACUAUUUGGAUAAAGCUAAUUUAUACGUUGUAAUGGAGUGUGGUGAAAUAGAUUUAGCAAAUGUUUUAUCUCAAAGGUCCUAUGAUCCUUUAGAUGUUGAAUUUGUCAGAUUUCACUCAAAGGAAGUCCUAAAAUGUGUUGAAGCUGUUCAUCUGGCAGGAAUCGUUCACUCGGAUUUAAAACCUGCAAAUUUUUUAUUUGUCAAAGGUAAACUAAAAAUUAUAGAUUUUGGUAUAGCUAAUGCUGUUCCUGACUAUACCGUAAACAUCUACAGAGAUAACCAAAUAGGCACUUUAAACUAUAUGGCACCUGAAGCCUUACUUGAUGAUAAAGUCUCUUCAUCCACUCAUAGCUCAACUUGGAAAGUUGGUAAGCCUUCAGAUAUCUGGUCCUGUGGUUGCAUAAUUUAUCAAAUGAUUUAUGGGAAACCACCUUACGCUCAUCUUACUGGCAGCAAAAGAGUGCUUGCUAUCAUUAAUCCUGAUGUUAAAAUAUCCUUUCCUGAAAAGGGACUUGGUGAUGUUGCUGUUCCUAGAACUGCAAUAGCAACAAUAAAAGCUUGCUUUCAUAGAAACCCUCAAGAUCGUUGGACUGCUAUUCAAUUAUUAGAUGGACCUUUUAUAAAACCUACUGUUAUAAAUAAAGAGUUUGUUAAAGGUUUACUUAACAGUGCAUUGGUUUAUGGAGCCAAAAACAAUAAUAUUAAAAAAGAAACCGUAGAUAUGUUGGCCGAUGAUGUUUGGGGAAAAAUCCCAGAAUUUAAUUUUUAAAAAUAAAAGGAAAUAUUCAUGU
Ascoidea rubescens DSM 1968 is the source of this 2482-nucleotide messenger RNA. RefSeq names its product serine/threonine/tyrosine protein kinase MPS1. Gene Ontology annotation, molecular function: protein serine/threonine/tyrosine kinase activity; ATP binding; protein serine/threonine kinase activity. NCBI's taxonomy places the organism in Eukaryota, Fungi, Ascomycota, Saccharomycetes, Ascoideales, Ascoideaceae. The transcript is spliced from 2 exons. Gene Ontology annotation, biological process: meiotic spindle assembly checkpoint signaling; chromosome segregation; protein localization to kinetochore. Gene Ontology annotation, cellular component: spindle; nucleus; kinetochore. The record is from RefSeq and is a predicted model, not a curated record. Bases 1 to 2460 code for a protein of 819 amino acids.